Molecule: messenger RNA, 1266 nt
Organism: Thyridium curvatum
Lineage: Eukaryota; Fungi; Ascomycota; Sordariomycetes; Thyridiales; Thyridiaceae
Exons: 3
Coding region: 1-1266 (421 amino acids)
Biological process (GO): proteasome-mediated ubiquitin-dependent protein catabolic process
Cellular component (GO): proteasome regulatory particle, base subcomplex
Molecular function (GO): ATP hydrolysis activity; ATP binding; proteasome-activating activity
Source: RefSeq, a predicted model, not a curated record
AUGGGUGACGUGCUCGUUGAAAACCCGGCCAACCAUGUCCUGCCCCAGAAGAAGACGGCACCCUCAACGAUACCGAGCAUCGAGAACUUCGAGGGAUUGCCCACCGACGGAGGAGAUGACUAUUCCACAUUGAAGAAGCUCCAGAGGCAACUAGAAUACAUCCAGCUGCAGGAAGAGUACAUCAAGGAUGAGCAGAGGAGCUUGAAGCGAGAGCUGGUGAGAGCGCAAGAGGAGAUCAAGCGCAUCCAGAGCGUGCCUCUGGUGAUUGGGCAGUUCAUGGAGGCUAUUGACCAAAACACCGGCAUCGUCCAGUCAUCUACGGGAUCCAACUACGUCGUCCGCAUCCUCUCCACCCUCGACCGCGAGCAGCUCAAGCCGUCCUCCUCAGUCGCCCUCCACCGCCACUCCAAUGCCCUCGUCGACAUCCUCCCCCCCGAGGCCGACUCCUCCAUCGCCAUGCUCGGCGUCGAUGAGAAGCCCGACGUCACGUACGCUGACGUCGGUGGCCUCGACAUGCAGAAGCAGGAGAUCCGGGAGGCCGUCGAGCUGCCCCUGACCCACUUCGAUCUCUACAAGCAGAUCGGCAUCGACCCUCCGCGCGGUGUCCUCCUCUACGGGCCCCCCGGCACGGGCAAGACCAUGCUGGUCAAGGCCGUCGCCAACAGCACCACGGCCAACUUCAUCCGCGUCGUCGGCUCCGAGUUUGUGCAAAAGUACCUCGGCGAGGGCCCCCGCAUGGUCCGCGACGUGUUCCGCAUGGCGCGCGAGAACGCGCCGGCCAUCAUCUUCAUCGACGAGAUCGACGCCAUCGCCACGAAGCGGUUCGACGCCCAGACGGGCGCCGACCGCGAGGUGCAGCGCAUCCUGCUCGAGCUGCUCAACCAGAUGGACGGCUUCGACCAGACGGCCAACGUCAAGGUCAUCAUGGCCACCAACCGCGCCGACACGCUCGACCCGGCCCUGCUGCGGCCCGGCCGCCUCGACCGCAAGAUCGAGUUCCCCAGCCUGCGCGACCGCCGCGAGCGCCGCCUCAUCUUCAGCACCAUCGCCGGCAAGAUGAGCCUCGCGCCCGAGGUCGACCUCGACAGCCUCAUCGUCCGCAACGACCCGCUGUCGGGCGCCGUCAUCGCCGCCAUCAUGCAGGAGGCCGGCCUGCGCGCCGUCCGCAAGAACAGGUACAACAUCAUCCAGAGCGAUCUGGAGGAUGCCUACUCGAGCCAGGUCAAGGGCACGAGCGACGAGAACAAGUUUGACUUUUACAAAUAG